Phodopus roborovskii (desert hamster) is the source of this 5650-nucleotide messenger RNA. RefSeq names its product TIAM Rac1 associated GEF 2 (gene Tiam2). Gene Ontology annotation, molecular function: guanyl-nucleotide exchange factor activity; protein binding. The record is from RefSeq and is a predicted model, not a curated record. Lineage: Eukaryota; Metazoa; Chordata; Mammalia; Rodentia; Cricetidae. The coding region runs from base 13 to 5154 and encodes 1713 amino acids. Gene Ontology annotation, biological process: activation of GTPase activity; small GTPase-mediated signal transduction; positive regulation of axonogenesis. The transcript has 25 exons. Gene Ontology annotation, cellular component: synapse; membrane.
CUUUAGGUUAAAAUGGGGAACUCUGAGAGUCAGUACACCUUCCAAGGAUCCAAGAAUCAUAGCAAUACUGUGGCCAGUGCUAAACAAAAGCCUUGCUCUCUGAAAAUACGCAGCAUUCAUGCAAAAGAUGAGAAGUCUUUGCAUGGAUGGACUCAUGGGAAUAGCGGAGCAGGCUACAAGUCCAGGUCCCUAGCCCGAAGCUGCCUUUCUCACUUUAAGAGUCACCAGCCUUAUGCCACCAGACUCAGUGGACCCACGUGCAAAGUCUCAAAGGGUACUGCCUACUCUAAGCACAGAGCAAAUGCCCCAGGAAAUGAUUUCCAGGGCAACAGUGGUGCUUUUUUACCUGGGAAUGGCUGCCACUAUGUUGGCCACGAGUCAGGGGAGAGCCAUAUGACUGCCAGGGACUGCAAUGGACACCUCACUUGCUACCGGAGAAGUGAGAGCAUCAGCUCCACCCCACCAGCCCAGGACCGCAGGAGCCCCAGAGUGCUCAUCAAGACACUGGGAAAGCUAGACGGGUGCUUAAGAGUUGAGUUCCAUAGCGGUGGCAACCCGCACAAAGGGCCCUCAGAGGACCCCAGUGGACCUGUACAGCUGCUGAGAUACUCGCCUACGUUGGCAUCGGAAACCUGCCUGGUGCCAGAAGCGAGGCGGGAUUCGGGUGCAGACUCCCCCGGCAGCCGGCGCCCGUCUAACCUGCGCUCCAGCAAAGGCAGCUCCCUGAGCUCCGAGUCAUCCUGGUAUGACUCCCCAUGGGGCAACGCUGGGGAGAUGAGUGAGGUAGAGGGUUCCUUCCUGGCUCCCAGCACCCCGGACCCAAGCCUCCCCACCAGCUUCCCACCCAGUGACACCAGAAAACCUUUCAACCAAAGCUCUUCCCUCUCCUCCCUCCGGGAACCAUACAAAGACGCCAACCUGGAAUGCCGCUCUCCCUCUGGAACCUGCCGUUCUUCCGAUGAGUACAUCGGCUCCCACGUCAGCCUGAGCAACCGUGUCUCAUUUGUCUCUGAUGUGGAUGCGCCCUCCAGGGUGGAGCACAGGGAUCCCAUGCACUAUAGUUCCUUCACUCUCCCCUGUCGCAAGUCCAAAGCCUUAACUGAGGAUGCUGCAAAGAAAGACACCCUCAAAGCAAGAAUGCGGCGCAUCAGUGACUGGACAGGAAGCCUCUCUAGGAAGAAGAGGAAACUUCAGGAACCGAGGUCCAAGGAGGGCAGUGACUACUUCGACAGCCGCUCAGAGGGACUGAAUGCAGACGCGCAUGCGUCCAUGCAAACAUCUGCCUUACUGUGGUCAGGGGGCUCGGCCCAGACCCUGCCUCAGAGAAGCGAAUCCACCCAUGUGAUUGGCAGCGACCCCCUCCAACAGAACAUUUACGAGAAUUUCAUGCGGGAGCUGGAAAUGAGCAGGACCAACACGGAACGCGUGGAGACGCCCACAGAAACCGUGGAGUCCAGCAGCGAGUCCCUCAGCUCCCUGGAGCAGCUGGACCUGCUCUUUGAGAAGGAGCAGGGAAUGGUCCGGAAAGCCGGGUGGCUCUUUUUCAAGCCCCUGGUCACUUUGCAGAAGGAGAGGAAGCUGGAGUUGGUGGCUCGCAGGAAGUGGAGACAGUACUGGGUGACGCUGAAAGGCUGUACUCUGCUGUUUUAUGAGACUUACGGAAAGAAUUCCACGGACCAGAAUAGUGCCCCACGGUGUGCCCUCUUUGCGGAGGACAGCAUUGUGCAGUCUGUCCCAGAGCACCCCAAGAAGGAGCACGUGUUCUGCCUGAGCAACUCGUGUGGGGACGUCUACCUUUUCCAGGCCACUAGCCAGACAGAUCUGGAAAACUGGGUUACCGCCAUACACUCGGCAUGCGCGUCCCUUUUUGCAAAGAAGCAUGGGAAAGAGGACACGGUGAGGCUGCUAAAGAGCCAGACCAGAAGCCUGCUUCAGAAGAUCGACAUGGACAGCAAGAUGAAAAAGAUGGCAGAGCUACAGCUGUGUGUGGUCAGCGACCCCAAGAACAGGAAGGCCAUCGAGAACCAGAUCCAGCAAUGGGAGCAGAAUCUGGAAAAAUUCCACAUGGACCUGUUCCGCAUGCGUUGCUAUUUGGCGAGCUUACAAGGUGGGGAGUUACCGAACCCCAAGAGUCUCCUUGCCGCCACCAGCCGCCCAUCCAAGCUGGCUCUUGGCAGGCUGGGCGUCCUGUCUGUUUCAUCUUUCCACGCUCUGGUGUGCUCUAGAGAUGACUCCGCCCUCAGGAAGAGAACACUCUCCCUUUCCCAGAGAGCAAAAAGCAAGAAAGGCAUAUUUUCUUCAUUGAAAGGGCUGGACACCCUGGCAAGAAAAGGGAAGGAGAAGAGGGCUUCCAUAACUCAGAUGUUUGAUUCGAACAGCAGCCAUGGAUUUCCUGGGACUCAGCUACCUCAAAACUCCACUAACUCCAGUGAGGUCCACGAUCGGCAUCCUUACGACCCCGCAGUAGACAACGCCCUCAGAGACAACACGUGGGAAACCCAGACUUACGUUCACUUCCCGGACAAUGAGGGAGUUACUGUGGUCGUGAAGCCUGAGCACAGAGUGGAAGACGUGCUCACAUUGGCGUGCAAGAUGAGACAGUUGGAGCCCACUCACUACGGUCUUCAGCUUCGGCAAGUGGUUGACGAGAGCAUCGAGUGGCAUGUGCCCGCCCCAUAUGAAUACAUGCUGGAGCAGGUCUAUGACGAAAUUGAAGUUUUCCCACUCAAUGUAUAUGAUGUGCAGCUAACCAAGACUGGGGACGCAACUGACUUCGGGUUUGCAGUCACAGCUCAGGUGGAUGAACUCCAGCAUCUCAGCCGGAUAUUUAUAAGCGACGUUCUCCCCGACAGUCUGGCGUAUGGAGGAGGGCUGAGAAAGGGCAACGAAAUCAUGACCUUAAAUGGGGAAGCGGUGUCUGACCUUGACAUCAGGCAGAUGGAGGCCUUGUUUUCUGAGAAGAGUGUUGGACUUACACUGAUUGCCCGGCCUACAGACACACGGACAACCCUGUGCACUUCCUGGUCAGACAGUGACCUGUCCUCCAGGGACCGGAGACAUCUGCCACCCUCUCCCAACCAGUCCCAGCUGCUGGAGGAAUUCCUGAAUAACUUGAAAAAAACCUCCACGAAUGACUUCAGCAAUGUCCCUGACAUCGCAACUGGCCUGAAAAGGAGUCAGACAGAUGGCACUCUGGAUCAGAUGCCCCACAGGGAGAAGACGGAGCAGACAUUUCGGAGUGCUGAACAGAUCACUGAGCUCUGCAGGGGCUUGAACAGCACCCACGCCAGCAGCAUGGAUGCCCCAACGGAGAGAGAGGACCCACCUUCCAGGCCUCUGGCUCGCCACCUCUCAGACGCAGACCGCCUCCGAAAAGUCAUCCAGGAGCUUGUAGACACGGAGAAGUCUUAUGUGAAGGAUCUGAGCUGCCUCUUUGAAUCAUACUUGGAGCCACUCCAGAACGAGACCUUUCUUACCCAAGACGAGAUGGAGUCAUUAUUCGGGAGCUUGCCGGAGAUGCUGGAGUUUCAGAAGGUGUUCCUGGAGACGCUGGAGGACGGGAUCUCCGCUGCCUCGGACUUCAGUGUCCUGGAAACCCCCUCCCAGUUCCGAAAAUUGCUCUUUUCCCUUGGAGGCUCAUUCCUCUAUUAUGCGGACCACUUUAAGCUGUACAGUGGAUUCUGUGCCAACCACAUAAAAGUGCAGAAGGUUCUAGAGCGAGCUAAAACCGACAAGGCCUUCAAGGCUUUCCUGGACGCCCGGAAUCCCACCAAGCAGCAUUCCUCCACGCUGGAGUCUUACCUCAUUAAGCCCGUUCAGAGAGUGCUCAAGUACCCCCUGCUCCUCAAGGAGCUUGUGUCCCUGACAGACCAUGAGAGUGAGGAACACUAUCACCUCACAGAAGCACUAAAGGCCAUGGAAAAAGUAGCCAGCCACAUCAACGAGAUGCAGAAGAUCUAUGAGGACUACGGCACAGUGUUCGACCAGCUCGUGGCGGAGCAGAGUGGCACAGAGAAGGAGGUGACAGAGCUGUCCAUGGGGGAACUCCUGACGCACUCCACAGUGUCCUGGCUGAACCCGUUCCUCUCUCUAGGAAAAGCCAGGAAGGACAUCGAGCUCACAGUAUUUGUUUUUAAGAGAGCUGUCAUACUGGUUUAUAAAGAAAACUGCAAACUGAAAAAGAAACCGCCUUCAAAUUCCCGACCUGCGCACAACUCUGCUGACUUGGACCCUUUUAAGUUCCGAUGGCUCAUCCCCAUAUCUGCACUUCAAGUUAGACUGGGAAACACAGCAGGGACUGAAAGUAAUUCCAUAUGGGAGCUGAUUCAUACAAAGUCAGAAAUUGAAGGGCGGCCGGAAACCAUCUUUCAGCUGUGUUGCAGUGACAGUGAGAGCAAAACUAGUAUUGUUAAAGUGAUUCGUUCCAUCCUGAGAGAGAACUUCAGGCGUCAUAUAAAGUGUGAGUUACCACCGGAGAAGACAUGCAAGGAUCGUCUGGUUCCGCUCAAGAACCGAGUUCCCGUUUCAGCCAAAUUAGCCUCGUCGAGGUCUUUGAAGGUCCUCAGGACAUCCUCCAGCAGCGAGUGGCCCGGCGAGCCCAGCAAGGGCAACUCACUGGACUCGGAUGAGUGUAGCCUGAGCAGUGGCACCCAGAGCAGCGGCUGCCCGCUGGCUGAGAACAGGCAAGACUGUAAGGCCACCGUGCCGGAGAAAGAGCCUCAGGAGGGCCUGGCAGAGUUUCCAGAUGGUCUCAUCAAAGAAAGCGACAUUCUGAGUGAUGAAGACGAGGACCUCCACCUCCCCCUGAAACAGGGCAGCCCGACUAAGGACAUCGAGCUUCAGUUCCAGAGGCUAAGGAUCUCUGAGGGGUCUGACACGCACCCCGCUGGGGAGCAGCCUACCACAGGGCCAGGCGUGCAGCCCAGGCUGGUCAGGGGUCACUUUUGCCCCAUUAAACGCAAAGCGAACAGCACCAAGAGGGGCAGAGAAACCUUGCUCAAGGCGCAGACUCGUCACCAGUCCCUUGACAGCCACCCCGAGACUGCCAGCAUUGAUCUCAAUUUGGUUCUGGAGCGGGAAUUCAGUGUACAGAGCUUAACUUCGGUCGUUAAUGAGGAGUGUUUUUACGGAGCCCAGAGCCACGGCAAGUCAUAGCAGGAGUGGUACGGGGGACGCACGACACGCCCAUUUGAUUUUAAACUGGUGGGACAACCUGCAGGAAAACCAUCCGUGUCUGGGUUUUGUGCAGUUUAUAUUCUUUCACAAAACUUGUAAAGAUUUAAGUUAUUUUAAUUUAUUGUGGAUCAGAAAACUAGAGAUUUAAGCUGGUUAGGACCUGUAAAUUACAUAGUUUUGAGCAGAAAUGUAAUGAUUUAGUCUUGUAAUAAAAUCGAAUUCUAAUUACUUUAAGUUAUGUGGGAAAAGCGAGGUUGGGAAAGUUGUGAUUAAUAGCGUUUAAAAGGCUCCCUCCUUCAAUCCUCUGGGCAUUUUCUUUGAGCUGUUAACUUUUUGCUUUAUUUAAAGCACAUCUAAGUUAUUUUUAUGUGGUUUAGGGACACAAUGUGCAGACAAUUCAUUUUUGAAGGUUGUAAUAAAUGCUGUUUAUACUAAACAUGUCGUAUCUAUAUAUUAAAGGAAAGCUUGUACUGUA